Molecule: messenger RNA, 1529 nt
Organism: Boleophthalmus pectinirostris (great blue-spotted mudskipper)
Lineage: Eukaryota; Metazoa; Chordata; Actinopteri; Gobiiformes; Gobiidae
Gene: grem1b
Product: gremlin 1b
Exons: 2
Coding region: 513-1064 (183 amino acids)
Biological process (GO): animal organ morphogenesis
Molecular function (GO): receptor ligand activity; BMP binding
Source: RefSeq, a predicted model, not a curated record
UUGAGUUGAACAAAGUCCUAUCUCUAUCCUAAACGUUACCAUUGAUUGAUCUAUUAGUGAUUGUCAUUAAGGUUGUCUUUUUUACUCUACACAGAAAUGUAUUCUGUGACUGCUUCCAUAGGCAUGUUGUCCUCUGUAUAAAUUGAACUUGUACAUAACUCCCGUGUGCGCACCGUCUCCUGGCCCAUCUCUGGCUGCUCCCCGCCUGUCUGCUCCUCCACGAGUUCAAGUGUUGAGGGGGCGGAUAGUUUUGAUUUUCUUUACUUCGCUCUUGGCCAAUAAUGUCGAGGGAGCUGUUGUGCACAUCUCAGCUGGCAGACAUUUAAAAGGGAGACAGUGCGGCGCUGGAGUAAUUUGUAUUAAACCCCCUGGCCCCUUUUCUAUGGAGCGCUCGGUCUCCCACCCAGCAGAGCUCAGUCCCGCCAGUGAGGAGUCGACGCGAGAGGGUGCCUAUCAUCUGUGAAGGUACCACAGACAACAGCCCAUCACUGGAGGACAGGGACACGAACAAGAUGGCCUACUCUACUCGUGUACUUUGCAGUAUGGUUUUCAUCAUUGGCUUGAUCUCCUCUCCCGCGGUCUCAAAAAGAAACCGUGGAUCACAAGGCGCCAUCCCUCAUCCAGACAAGAACAACCCAAACGAAUCGGAGCAGCAGCCUCACCCUCCUUCUCCUGCGGGCGCAGGCACACGCCAAAGGCAUAGCUCGUCUUCUCCAGCCGACGAAGUUCUGGAGUCCAGCCAAGAGGCGCUUCACGUCACCGAGCGGCAGUAUUUGAAGCGCGACUGGUGCAAGACGCAGCCCCUAAAACAGACCAUCCACGAGGAGGGAUGCGUCAGUCGGACCAUCAUCAACCGCUUUUGCUAUGGACAGUGCAACUCCUUCUACAUCCCCAGACAAAUCCGCAGGGAGGAGGGCGCGUUCCAGUCGUGCUCGUUUUGCAAACCCAAGCGCUUCACCACUAUGACGUUCACAUUGAACUGUCCUGACCAGCAGCCGCCAACCAAGAAGAAACGCAUUCAGCGCGUGAAGCAAUGCCGCUGCAUAUCUAUAGAUUUGGACUAGUUGUGCGACCUCCAUGCGUGCUCGCGGACAGGACAAAUGUCUGAUUUCACUGGAAACCAAACGUUUCCUCUUCUUCUCUUCUGACUUCAGCCUGAGACAUUUCACUGCACGGGAACGCGAAUUGGAAUGGUUUUACGCACGGCUUUGAAUCCAGUAGAACUGCACGUCCCCGGUUUAUAUAAUGCUGUGAUGAGAACAUUCACUACAGGAAUAGUUUCUGUGUUGUUUUUAUAUAUAUUGUUUUAAAGGUGUUUCCACUGUGUGGAAUAAGACGGACUAGUUUUAUGCAGAAUGUAAUUUUAAUCGUACGUGAUUUCAGUGAAACCUCCCCCUCAGUAUAGCAUAUUCCUCUAUUAUGUUAUGUUAUUUUUUGUAAGUCAUGAAGACAAACUUGAGACUUUUUCAGUCGGUUUAGUCAGCCCUUAUACGCGUUACAACUGUUAAAGAGUUUAGGAUGUAACUAGA